AUGGCUGAUGUACCUUCUGCAGCACAAUUUAUCUCAUCCUCUUUAUUUUCUAUCCCAGCAUUAGAAGUUCAGGAUGAACACCAGGUGUCCGAUUAUCUGCUCUUGCAAAUUAUUGUUAAUAUUCCUUUACUUGAGGCUUGUGCUCGUUCUCGAAUGGAUGGCUAUCUUGCUUUGAAGCAACAGUUGCCUGAACUGGAACGUGAUAGUGACCCGGCGCCACGAUAUCGGUCGUCCGCUUCUGCUGGCGCCAAACAGCCGAGCCUAUCGCACCAGAUUCAACCUCAAGCCGAACUAGCUGAAAAGCCAUAA
Protopolystoma xenopodis is the source of this 309-nucleotide messenger RNA. Lineage: Eukaryota; Metazoa; Platyhelminthes; Monogenea; Polystomatidea; Polystomatidae. The record is from the annotation of a GenBank genome assembly.